AUGGCCCCCCGGUAUCAUUUCCAUGAGUCCGCCAAAGAAAUCAGACUAGAUGGAUGGACCCUGCGUGCAAAGCUGCGCCGAAAUAACGGAGACUGGGUAGAUGUAAGCUUGCCCUUGGGUGACUGUCUAGGAAAUAAGAAUGGCACCUUUCAAUGGGGAGGCCAAUACGUCGAUCAAUCCGCGCAGAACCCAACCCUGGUGUACUGGGAGGGAUAUCCAAUCCUCAGAGCAUCUCUUAAAGACAACAAUGGUAUAUUCCACGAGCGAGAUUUCAAUCUCUCAGACAAAAUCGGCAAUGGAAAUGGGAAGUUCAUCGUUGAUUUCGCUGCCAUGUCCUUCAGCAGCUACUACUACAGCUCCGCAACAAACAGCAGCGACGGCACCACAACAACAGGCCACCGAUACAGCACCGCCUCGCACACCGAUCCAGAAGGCAACACGGUCGUCCGUACCGCGCACCAGGAUCUAGGCCAGCCUGCUGUCGUCGAGGAACGGCGCUACGAUCGGACGGGCCAGAUGGUGCUCCCUGCUGUAUCGGGGGAUGCCACCAAGAGAAUCACCGAGUUGGAUGAGUCGGGAACGGAGGCGAGUCUCCAUGAUCCAGGGACGAAAUAUUGA
This is a messenger RNA of Penicilliopsis zonata CBS 506.65, 618 nucleotides long. RefSeq lists its product as hypothetical. The transcript is spliced from 3 exons. Bases 1 to 618 code for a protein of 205 amino acids. The record is from RefSeq and is a predicted model, not a curated record. Lineage: Eukaryota; Fungi; Ascomycota; Eurotiomycetes; Eurotiales; Aspergillaceae.